AUGGGCGCGGGCGGGAGUUUUGACCAAAGCGCUUAUCGGAACUAUUCUCCCAUGUUUUUACCGGCUGGCUACGCAAUCACAUUCGGUGUAGCCUUUGCUAAUUUGACGGGCAUCUUCUUCCACGUCGCGUUGUACCAUGGCAAAGACUUGUGGCAACAAUGGAAGGGCACCAGUAAACACGAUGUCCAUAGUCGGCUGAUGUCGUCAUAUCGGGUCGUACCUUGGUGGUGGUUUGCUGCAGUAACUGUCCUGAUGUUUGUCUUGAGCAUUGUGACCAACGAAAUGUGGCACACAGGCUUACCGGCAUGGGGUGUGCUGGUGGCAUUCGUGUUGCCAGUCGUCUACUUUAUCCCUGUAGGAGUCUUCAAAGCUCUCACUAAUAUCAGCAGUAAUCAACUCAACCUGCUCACGGAGUUCGUUGGCGGAUAUACCUUUCUCGGACAGCCAGUGGCCAACAUGGCUUUCAAAUUCGAUGGCUACGUCGCCGUCCAGCAAGGACUCGAAUUUGUCGCUGAUAUGAAGUUGGCUCAUUAUAUGCACAUCGCCCCACAGCUUUCAGUUGUAACCCAAGGCCUUGCCACCCUCAUCGGAGCUAUCGUUCAAUGUGGUGUGACAGUGUUCAUGAUCACCAGAAUUGAUGGCGUGUGCGCCCCUGAGGCCGAGGGAAACUUCAUCUGUCCUCACGGAAAGGUUACAUACUCUUCGUCUCUCAUUUGGGGUGAGUUCUAUUAG
This is a messenger RNA of Penicillium digitatum Pd1, 732 nucleotides long. NCBI's taxonomy places the organism in Eukaryota, Fungi, Ascomycota, Eurotiomycetes, Eurotiales, Aspergillaceae. The record is from RefSeq and is a predicted model, not a curated record.